This is a messenger RNA of Brassica napus (rape), 3919 nucleotides long. RefSeq lists its product as uncharacterized. Lineage: Eukaryota; Viridiplantae; Streptophyta; Magnoliopsida; Brassicales; Brassicaceae. Bases 2617 to 3915 code for a protein of 432 amino acids. The record is from RefSeq and is a predicted model, not a curated record. The transcript has a single exon.
GCGUGUAAACUUUUAAAAGCCACUUACUAUGAAAUAAUGAUGCCGGACGCAAAAUUAACGUAACCCAUACGUGGGAUCUGUUGAAGUACAAACCUUUGAUUGUGUACAUUACAUAAUGUUCUUGGCUUUCCACACGUGUGGAUGAGUUGCCCCAAACUUGGACGCAAAAGUUGUUCAUUGGGCCGUGAACGAGUAUAAUUACAAAGUCUGGCGCACUACCUUAUUACGAAAACACGUGUUAAGGAAAUUGAUCAUGUGUAAUUGUGUAUCAUGCAUGGCCAAGUUUGAAUCGAAGUUCCAUCCGAAUGGUAAAAGCAAUUCAAACGGUGCAGAACAAGCAGAAUAUGCAGAUCGAACGGAACAAGUACAUAUCAAACCAGGGGCGGACUCAUGAAUUUUUUUUACCUGGAUCAUAAUUUACACUAUAAGCCCAAAAGCUAACAAAAAGGCCCAAAUUACAAAAACAAAACAUAUAGGAUAAAAAUGGAUUCGAACCGAGAUUGGGGGGUCAAGAAUAGGGUAAAGUAACCAACUAAACUGUUUUUUUAACAACGUACAACUAAAAAUUCAUUUUCUUAUAUUUAAUGGGUGUCAGUUGACCCCCCUUUCUUUGCUGUGGGUCCGCCUCUGUAUCAAGCAGAUCAUGCAGGAGAGAUGCAGAUCAAGCAGAACAAGUUAUUUUUAAAAAUUAUAAAUGACAAAAACAGUCUAAAAAUGCAGAUCAUAUAUUUAUCAUAUAUUUAAACAAUGAAAAUUACACCAAAAUAUCAAAACACAUAAUGAAAAAAAUACAUAAACAAAGGUAACAUAAUUUAAUGAUUUGCCCAUAACAUAUCUGCAAUAUUGUCUCUAAUGUUUGUCAUACGAUCUCCAUCAGCCAUAUUUGUUAUCUCCAUGUCACUUAUAUCAUUUUCAGAAUUUUCGUUGCUAGUAUUUGUAUGUCUCAUUUCUUCAAUAAAAUCUUCAUCAAAGUAGUUUGAAAUUCUGAUAAAAUUAUGCAAUCCCAUUGUAGCAGUUACCGCUCUUUUUUGAACUGCAAUAUCAUAUCUCGGAAAAUCACUCAAAAUCCUCCAUUUCUUCUCCCAAACUCCAAAUGUCCUUUCAAUAACGGAACGUAGAGAUGCAUGACAUCGAUUAAACAGUUCUUGUUUAUUCUUAGGAGGAGGACCAUUGUUGAAAUGUGACAUGUGAGGCGCAAGGUGGGUACUUGCUCUUUUACGUAUACUUGAUACUUGGCUUGCGUUGAACGAGUAAUGAAUUUUUCGACUUGUACUUGACUUGUCAGAAACAAGUACUUGUUAUUUCGAGUACUUAUCCAAAAAUAUGUUACUUGCAAGUUACUUGCCUUGUUCGAUUACUUGCUACUUACAAAUAUUUAUUGAUUACUUGAAUAUUUUUUUCAAGUUUCUAAAAAUUACUUGAUAGAUAUUAUUUUACGAGAUAAGGUUAUAAAAGUUUUUUUUAUUUACUCGACUUGGUAAAAGCACGAGACUUAUUUUAAAUAAAAUAUUUGCACCUAAUAUAAAAAAAGAAGAUGGAAUCAAUAAAAAAAUAUUUUUUACUUCUUACAACAAAGAAAUAUUUGUUUAGGGCUUUGGUUUUUAUGGUUUAGUUAUCAUUUUUUUAGUCAUAAACAAGUAACGAGUAAUAUCAAGGCGAGUCGUAAUUUUUUUUUGUGAUACUUGUUACUUGCCUUGUACUUGCAAGUAGCAAAACUCAACGACUUGUUAUGACUUGGCAACGACGAGUACUUGAAAAAACAAGGCGAGUACGGGUCAAGUAGCGGGUGUAAGGCAAGUAACGAGUACUCGUGCCCAACCCUACAUGUGAUACCUAAUAACCCAUUCUGAGAAGAUCUAUAGAGAGCCAAAAAACCUUGCUUAUUUGGAUAUCCAGAAUCAACUACAUAAUAUUUGUCUCCUAGAGGCAGAAGAAAGUCAGAAUCACCGUCUUUUGCCAUCGUGAGAACUGUUCUAUUGAAAAAUGUUGUAUUUUGUCGGCAAAUUGACUUCAUAUCUACAGUUUAAAAAUGACUAAUAUUAGUUUCGUUGAUUAAAAGUAAUGGAAUCUUUAUUAUUUGGUUGAUACAAAAAAAAUAUAAAUAGAUAAUGACGAAGAAUGGAUCUUUUUAUCAUUCCAUUGACACAUUAAUUUAAAUUAAAGUUUUGUCCUCAUUCGAUUGUUAGUUUAUCUCGUGCAUGUAUUUUCUCUUUUCAGAUAUUUAAGUUUUUUUUUUCUUGCCAAACAAGCUUAAUACUAUUAAGCUCAUAAGGCCCAUAUCAACACAAGUGCCAAACAUGGUAGCGACAAAACUUUCUAGUGAUAGAAAGAUAAAAUCCUCUCUAGAUAAGCUUCCCUUGUGUGGGCCUAAGUUUCUCUUCUUUUAAAAGUCCGUUACUUUUCGAAGAUAGAGCCAUAGUUUGAAAAAUAUCUAAUUUUCCCCUUUGUUGUUACCUCUGGAUAAUAAACAUGUGUUCAGUAAAUUGAAGUCUGAAGAAACCUUAUGUUCUUUUCUGGGUUCAGCUCCUGACUUUUUUCGUGUUCUUGGUGAGUUCUAAUCUGCUAGAGUUUCGAGUUUCGUCAAUCGCUUUGAUAACCAUCAGUGUUUCUUCUGCGAUGUCGAUUGCUAUGGAUAAAACUUUGAUGGUGAUGUCUUUGGAGGAAGAGGACGUCCCGUUUGAUCUCCCAGAUCUUCCUGAGUUAAGUUCGAUAGAAAGAAACUAUCUGAGUCUAAUCGGUCGAAUCCUUAAUCCUGAUUGUCAACUGAUGCCUAUUUUGAUUGUGGAGAUGCCUAGGAAGUGGCAGAAAGUUGGUAAAUGCAGAGGAGUUGCCCUUUCUAAGGAAAAGUUUCAGUUUCUCUUUGACAACGAGUUUGAUCUGCUUGACGUCAUGGAUAAAGGAGUUCACACCUUCAACGAAUGGACCUUGGUAAUUGAAAGAUGGGUUGAGAACCCUCCUGAAGAUUAUCUGCAGUAUAUUCCUCUUUGGGUUCAGAUUCGGCAGCUUCCUGUGAACUAUUACACUGCUGAAUCUGUAGAUGCUCUUGGCGAUUUGAUUGGGAAAGUUGAUACAGUUGCCUUCGAUCCUACUAAGGUUCAGGUUCAGAAUUAUGUUAGAGUGAAGGUCUUCUUUGAUGUUUCUAGACCCCUGCGUAAACAGAAGGUUGUUAACUUGCCAAAGGGUGGAACUGCAACAAUUUUAUUUUCGUAUGAAAGAAUCCAGAAGCGGUGCUAUGAGUGUCAGAGGUUGAAUCAUGAGCGUGAAGUGUGUCCGUUUAUGUUAAGAAAAAGGCAGUUAGAAGCAGCAGAAAGAAAAGCUUCAGGUUCCUUUAUGAACAUUGUAAAACCUUUGGUCCUCAAGCCUAAUGAUCCCUUAUUUGGAGUAUUAAAGGAGGAGCAAGUAGGUAUUAAUCCCAUCACUGGAAGACAGAGAAUAGCACCGGAUGUCGUGGAAGGGAUGCGUCAAUAUCUACUGGUUGCUAAUAUUGAUGAAAGAAGAGUGAGAGAAGAAAGAGUCAAAAAGUCUGUGGCACAGGCAGAGGCUGAUCCAAUAGCAAAGAAAUCUAUGUUGAGCUUGGAGCCAAUUCCUAAAAUUACAAACAUUUUGGAUAAGCAGAAAGGAAUAGUGUUUAAUUAUGAGGACGUUUGUUCGGAGUCAUCUCCUGCAGUGAUGGAUUAUGGUGUUCAGACUCCCAAAUUGAUGGCCUCAGCAAUCAGUGCAGGUUCAAUGCAAACAGGAAGCAUAAUGGUAGAACCAAGGAAAUCUGUUAGUGCCUUGGCAAGACUUGGGGAGGUACCAAAUCUUUAUCAGUUUAGUUCUACAGUUAAAAGAGAUUGCCCGUUUGUAGCUUCUUCUUCCGGAACUAUAAUUGGUAAAGCUGGUAUUUCGAGGAGAAGGCCUACCAAAACUAAAUGAAUUU